Messenger RNA from Penicillium longicatenatum, 1644 nucleotides. Its product is annotated as tRNA (uracil(54)-C(5))-methyltransferase. The coding region runs from base 1 to 1644 and encodes 547 amino acids. The record is from RefSeq and is a predicted model, not a curated record. Gene Ontology annotation, biological process: tRNA processing. NCBI's taxonomy places the organism in Eukaryota, Fungi, Ascomycota, Eurotiomycetes, Eurotiales, Aspergillaceae. The transcript has a single exon. Gene Ontology annotation, molecular function: tRNA (uracil(54)-C5)-methyltransferase activity, S-adenosyl methionine-dependent.
AUGUCGGCCCCUCCUAAGAAACAUUUCAGUGGCAAGAGGCAGAAGAAGGUCAAGAAUGACCGUACUAAGGCCAAUGGCUUUGAUGAAGUCUUGCAGGCCGAUAUUGAUCAACUGAUCAAGAAGAACCGUCCCGAACCCGAACAAGACCAAACCAACGGCGAAAAGAGCGCUCCAGUCCCUCCACCUUCCCUCCCAGAGCCAUUCACCGAGAUUGAAGUGACAGUAUCCGAAAUCUCCUCGACUGGUGAUGGUCUGGCGCUAUCUGAGAACAAAGACCAUGUAUUCUUGGUACCAUUCACCGUGCCGGGAGACAAAGUCCGAGUUAAAGUGAUUCGGCACUUCCCAGCUUUCUCCUAUACCAUGACCGAUUUUCUCAGCGUCACUGAAGCAGGACCGAAGCGUGACGAUGCGCUUAUUGGCUGCAAGUAUUUCUCCAAGUGCUCUGGUUGCCAGUUGCAGAUGAUGUCUUAUGAGGACCAGCUGGCCCACAAACGUCGCAUCGUGGAGAAAGCCUACGCCAACUUCUCCGGGCUGAUCCCAGAACUUGUUCCUGCUAUUGGAGAGACAUUCCCAUCUCCAUUGACAUAUGGAUAUCGGACAAAGCUUACCCCGCAUUUUGCGCAAGGCGGUGCGAAGGGCAAGAACGCAGACGGAUCGGAGAAAGAGGUCAAUGUGCCACCCAUCGGCUUUACCUACAAGAACCGCAGGGCGGAUAUGGAUAUUGAGGACUGCCCCUUGGGAACAGACAUUGUGCGCCGUGGCCUCAAGAGCGAGAGGAAGCGAGUCGCCGAAAACAUUCGUUCUUACAAGAAGGGUGCAACGCUGCUUAUGCGCGAAUCAACCUACCGAAUCCCCAAAGAAGCCCCGGCAGCUGAUUCCGAAUCCGAAACCAAGGAAACCAAGGAAUCACCGUCAUGGUUAAUGCCAACCCCAGGCGCAGAUACCGGCGAUGUGAUCCGCGUCGAGCGUGAAAACUACAUUGAGGAGAAGCGAUGCAUUAACGAUAAUAAUGCCACAUCUGUCGAGUAUGUCGACGACUAUGCCUUCAGCAACAAGGCCGGAGGUUUUUUCCAGAACAACAACUCCAUUCUCUCGGGCUUCACCGAGUUCAUCCGCUCCCAAGCUAUCCCCUCUGGCAACGACCAAGAUCCUCGUCCUAUCAAAUACCUCCUCGAUGCCUACUCGGGUUCGGGUCUGUUCACCAUCACUCUGUCCCCGAUUUUCAAGUCUAGUCUCGGUGUUGAUGUCGCCGGUGACUCAAUCAUGUGUGCCCGUGACAACGCACGCGCAAACAACCUGCCCAGCACCGGCUUCGCCGCAGCAGACGCAGCCGUCUUGUUCAAGGACGUCCCAUACCCUGCCGACCAGACUUUGCUGGUCAUCGAUCCACCUCGCAAGGGCUGUUCAGAAGACUUUUUGCAACAGCUUCUCUCUUACAAGCCUCGCCGUGUUGUCUACGUGAGCUGCAACGUCCACACUCAGGCUCGCGAUGUUGCGGUCAUGGUGCAGGGAAAUGAGAAGCAAAAUGUCCGAUAUGAGAUUGAGAGCAUUCGUGGCUUUGAUUUCUUCCCUCAGACGGGCCAUGUUGAGGGUGUGGCUAUCUUGAACAGAACCGAGUUUCCCCAGAAGGAAGAAUCAGCAUGA